GUGCGGGCGGUUGAUGGGUCGGGUGUUUGCGUUAGGCGGUGGCCUGUCCUUCUCAGCCUGAGCUCGUUUCCCAAGCCUGGGCCCUGUGGGCUCUCGGAGUCGCCUCCAGGGCGCUUUCACGAUUCUCCACGCCUGCCGUCCCCGUCCUCGCCCCCUCCAAGCCCGGCAGGUCGCGCGGUACGGGGCGGGACCUGCAGCGGUGACGGACGCGAAGCGGAGUCCCAGGUUGGCCCAGUUUGAGCUGCUCAGGCCUCAUGCUGUACUUCAGAUUCCCUUUCACCUCCACCGCCGGAAUUGAGGGCUCUGCUUGCUCUUGACAAUCUUUGGUCCCACCUGAGCUGAGGCUUUGCAUCCAUCCCGGCAACUUGGAGUUUCCGUCUGAAGAUUGUGGUCACCUGGCCUGAGGUGAAAGUUCUGGGGCCUGGGCAGGCAUGGGGACUGCCUGUGGCUAGGGCAGGUGGGGUCUGGCCCUGACAUUGCCUUUGCAGGAACCCCGGCCUCGCCAUGGACCCGGAGUGCUCCCGGCUCCUCCCCGCUCUCUGUGCCGUCCUGGCAGACCCCAGGCAGCCUGUGGCAGAUGACACUUGUCUGGAGAAGCUGCUGGACUGGUUUACAACAGUAACCGAAGCAGGGUCCAGUCUCCUGUUACUACAGGAAAAUCCCUGCCUGGUAGAGCUGCUGUUCCACGUGCUGAAAUCCCAGGACCUAAGUUCCAGAAUCCUCUCCUUCUCACUCCGCCUCGCAGGGAUAUUUGCAGCCCAGGAAAACUGCUUCCAGUAUCUUCAGGGGGAGCUGCUGCCCACGCUCUUUGGGGAGGCGGGCCCCCUCGGAGGGGCGGCCUGGACGGCCCCCACCGUGCGCAGCGGCUGGGUCCAGGGCCUGCGCACCCUGGCACGGCACCCCAGCGCCCUGCGCUUCCUUGCCGCCCGCGGUGCUGUUGACACCAUCUUCUCCCUGCAGGGAGAUUCCAGCCUGUUUGUGGCCUCAGCAGCCGGGCAGCUCCUGGUGCACAUCCUGGACCUGGCGAUGCGAGGCACAGCCGAGGGCCGCUGCGGUCCGCAGGCUUGUGACUGGCCAGCGUGUGCCCAGAAGGUUGUGUGUCACAUCGAAGACUCCCUGUGCUCCACAGCCACCCCGCAGGUCACACAGGCCCUGAAUGUCCUGACCACCGUGUUCGGGCACUGCCAUGGCCUUUGGACGCAAGGCCUUUGGGUGCGGCUGAGCCCCCUCGUGGCCCGCCUGCUCGAGAAAGACCCUGUCCCAGCCUCACACUCACUCGUGGAUCUCCUCCUCAGCGUGGCCCGGUCAGGCCCCUGGGGCGCGGCUGGUGGGGUGGGCAGGAGCUCUUCUGUGCUGAGUUCUGAUCAUGGCCUGUGGGAGACUUUGGCCCAGACUCUGAGCCACUUGAGCCCCACACAGGCAGGGCCUCUGGCUUUGGGGAUCCUGGAACUGCAGGACUGUCCACAGGCACUGAGGACCCAGGCCUUCGGCCUCCUCCUCCAGCCCCUGGCCUGUGUACUGGAAGCUGCUGCUCAGGCCCCUGGACCCCCAGGCUUGCUGGAGGGGGCCGCGGGCGACUCGAUGACGGUGGACACGCUCCUCUCCUCCAGGUCGGCCUGCGUGGGUCUCCUGUGCUGCGCUCUGGCCCACCUGGGGCUGUUGCAGCCGCUGCCCCAGCGCCCCUCGCCCUGGCCGCAGGUGCCCCUGCUUGGGGCUGUGGUGACAGUACUGCGGCUCUGCAGUGGCUCGGCAGCCCCCACCUCCGAUGUGGGCGGCCGCCUCUGUGCGAUCCUGGUGGGCUGUGGCCGGGUCCAGCGAGCUGCCCUGGAUUUCCUGGGGGCGCUGUCUCAGGGGACCAGCCCUCAAGAGUUGGUGACGCAGGUGUUUUCCAUCCUCCUGGAGUACCUCAUGAGCCCUGAGUCCAGCUCCAUGGUUCUGAAGAAGGCCUUCCAGGCCACACUCAGGUGGCUCCUGCGCUCACCCAAGAGCCCCGGCUGCUGCGACCUGGACCCCCACACCCAGCUGUUCCUCAGAGAGCUGCUUCCUGUGCUACAGAAGCGCCUGUGCAGCCCCUGCUGGGAGGUGAGGGACUCAGGCCUUGAGUUCCUGACCCAGAUGACUAGACACUGGGGAGGGCAGGCUGGCUUCAGACAAGCGCUCCUUGCUUCAGAGGUGCCCGAGCUCACCAUGCAGCUUCUGCGAGACCCUGAGAGUUACGUCCGCGCGAGCGCAGUGACCGCCACAGGGCAGCUGUCUAGCUGGGGGCUGCGUGCCACCCCUGCCAGCCCUGAGCGCCCAGGGGCUGAGCAGGAGAGCCUGCUCGGGGAGCUCCUGCGCAUCCUCUCCACAGACUCGGAGGGCUUCCCCCGGAGGGCCGCCAUGCAGGUCUUCACUGAGUGGCUAAGGGAUGGCCACGCUGAUGUAGCUGAAGACCCGGAGCGGUUUGUGGCCGGAGUGCUCCAGGCGGCGAGCAGGGACUUGGACUGGGAGGUGCGGGCCCAGGGCCUCGAGCUGGCACUGGUCUUCCUGGAGCAGUUGCUGGGUCAGCGCGGCUCCCGCUGUCCCUAUGCCGUGGGCCUGCCCGAGACAGCCCCACCUGGCAUGCCGGCCCAGGCCCUGCAGGUGCUCUGCCGUGUGCAGCUCUUUGAGUUUGCCUUCCGUGCCUUGUUUGACUGUGACCGACCUGUGGCCCGGAAGUCCUGUGAUCUUCUCCUGUUCCUGAGGGCCAAGGCUGCUCCGUGUGGCAGCCCGCAGGAGGCGGGGGACAGUCCCACCGCGGCCUCUGCGGAGGCCAUGCUGCAGAGAUGGCAGGCGGGUGAGCAGGGGCAGCCCCUGGGGUACCUGGAGCCCGGGGCCGUCGUAGCUGUGCUGAGGUCUGUAGACCUGGAGGGCCUUCGGGACACUCUGGCUGAGAGCAGUGACCACGUAGAGAAGAGUCCCCAGUCACUCCUGCAGGACAUGCUGGCUGCCGUGGGCGUCCUCGGGGAGAACGAGGCCGACUGCUACUGACCAGCCUAGAGGCAACCUCUCCAGGACCCUGCUGCCGCACCACGUACCUUCCUUGGGCCCUGCCAUCCUGAGGACUCUAGUCUGGCCUGGCUGCACAAGGGACCCUCCAGGGAAGCCAGGACCAGGUGAGCCCAGCAAGCUCAAAGAGCCGCCCCACAUUUUGAUGUAUUGCUGAAGGAGUGGCUUAUUUUCUACUCAAAAUAAAUGUGAUUUGACGGUGCCACUGGGUCAGCACAGUGUUCUAAGACUGCCCAGGGGUAGGCCCCAGGCCUGGUGGGGGCUUGGAGAAACAUCUGGGGAGGGACCCUCUGCACAGUGGCCACGUGCUUCCUUGGCAUGGAGGGGUGGUUCCUCUGCUUGGAUCCCACCAUGCCCCAGGGACACCCAAGGUCAAAGAGCAAGCAGCUCAGGCUGGAGAGUGUCUGGCCUUGGUCCCUG
Molecule: messenger RNA, 3447 nt
Organism: Kogia breviceps (pygmy sperm whale)
Lineage: Eukaryota; Metazoa; Chordata; Mammalia; Artiodactyla; Physeteridae
Source: RefSeq, a predicted model, not a curated record